This is a messenger RNA of Naegleria fowleri, 219 nucleotides long. NCBI's taxonomy places the organism in Eukaryota, Heterolobosea, Eutetramitea, Acrasida, Naegleriidae. The record is from the annotation of a RefSeq genome assembly.
AUGGUAACAGAAUUUAAACAAAUUGGCGCAGGAUUAGCAACUAUCGCAUUAUCAGGAGUAGGUGUAGGAAUUGGAAUUAUUUUUGGAAAUUUAUUAGAUUCAGUAUCAAGAAAUCCUAGUAUUGCUAGAUUAUUAUUUAAUUAUGCUAUUUUAGGUUUCGCUUUAACUGAGGCUAUCGCACUUUUCACAAUUAUGAUUGUUUUUUUAUUAAUGGCAUAG